UGCCAUUGGGCGUUGGUUGUUCUAUUUCGCUGCUUGUCGCCCGUCGCCCAUUUCUCAACUUUUUUCUUUACACUUUCUGAUUUUCCGUUUUUCUGUCUUGUCGAUAUUUUUCACGUCCAACACACGGUCCAAAAAUGGCGCUCAGCGAUGCUGAUGUUCAAAAACAAAUCAAACACAUGAUGGCCUUCAUCGAACAGGAAGCCAAUGAAAAAGCCGAGGAAAUUGAUGCCAAAGCCGAAGAAGAGUUCAACAUUGAAAAGGGACGUCUGGUCCAACACCAGCGACUCAAGAUUAUGGAGUAUUUUGAGCGUAAAGAAAAACAAGUGGAAUUACAGAAAAAAAUUCAAUCUUCUAAUAUGUUAAAUCAAGCUCGUCUUAAGACAUUAAAAGUACGAGAAGAUCAUGUCAGUGAUGUUUUAGAUGAAGCAAGAAAGCGUUUGGUCCAAGUGACAAAUAACCCUGAUUUGUACAGAGAAGUUCUAAGGAAAUUAAUAUUACAAGCAAUCUUACAGUUGUUGGAAAAAAAUGUCACGUUACGUGUUCGUGAAAGUGAUGUAUCAGUUGUGGAAGAAUUAAUUGAUGAAGUAGCAGCAGAGUAUAAGAAAGUAUCCAACAAAGAUGUACAUCUGAAAUUGGACACUGAUUCAUUUUUAGCCCCCCAAACAUGUGGCGGUAUUGAGUUGUUGGCACAAAAGAAUAAAAUAAAAAUUUGUAACACACUGGAAUCACGAUUGGAACUGAUUGCACAGCAAUUGGUACCAGCUGUACGAACUGCAUUGUUCGGUCGCAAUCCCAACAGAAAAUUUGCUGAAUAAUUGCAGUAAAUAUCCACAGCAAUAUUAUGCAUAUUAAAAACAAAAAUAAAACAUUCUAUUUAAAAUA
This is a messenger RNA of Melanaphis sacchari, 882 nucleotides long. It is a transcript of the gene Vha26, whose product is annotated as V-type proton ATPase subunit E. NCBI's taxonomy places the organism in Eukaryota, Metazoa, Arthropoda, Insecta, Hemiptera, Aphididae. Bases 135 to 815 code for a protein of 226 amino acids. Gene Ontology annotation, cellular component: proton-transporting two-sector ATPase complex, catalytic domain. Gene Ontology annotation, molecular function: proton-transporting ATPase activity, rotational mechanism. The record is from RefSeq and is a predicted model, not a curated record. Gene Ontology annotation, biological process: proton transmembrane transport. The transcript is spliced from 4 exons.